Molecule: messenger RNA, 1146 nt
Organism: Closterium sp. NIES-65
Lineage: Eukaryota; Viridiplantae; Streptophyta; Zygnematophyceae; Desmidiales; Closteriaceae
Source: the annotation of a GenBank genome assembly
AUGUACAUCACCCUCUACUACAUAGUCACCCGGCUCCCUGACUCCCUUCGCUUAGUCAGGGACCACUUCCUCUCAGUUUGCCCCACCACACUCACCGUUGACCUCCUAGAGGAGCGCCUCCUAGCAGCAGAGAAGAGCAUAGUUGCUGUAGGAGCCUCUCGUGGUGACCCUCGCACCCCCGUCUUUGAGGGGUGGUCCUCUUCCCCCCUCUUGCCCUCUGUUGCUUCUGCUGCUGCGGCCGACCUUGUUGGUUUCGAGUCGGUCGGCGCUGCGUCUACCCCUAGCGGGAGAUGCCGCACCGGCAAGGGCAAGGGAGGCAAGGGCGCUGGAGGGGCUGGCGAGGGCAGUGGAACAAUGGAGGUGGAGGAGGCGGCGGCGGUGGCGGAGGGAGCAGAGGCGGCGGAGGUGGCGGAGGCGGCGGAGGUGGCGGAGGCGGCGGCGGCAGCGGUGGAGCUGGCCGCGGCUCUGCACAGAGGAGUGGCUCCGGUGGUGAGCGGUGUGGGUACUAAUCCCUGCACCUACGUCCUCCAUACCGGCGACCACGCUGGUGAGCAGUGCGGGGGCCCGCACUCCACCCAGCGCUGCUUCGGCCGCAUGACGGACGCGUGGCGUCACCAGUUCUCUGACGCCACUGGGAUCCCUUGCUCGGGAGAGCUGUCUAGGGCGGGGGUUGCUAUCUUUGAUCUUGAUUAUGAUGCUAUUCUUGCUGCCAUGUAUGUUGUGUCUGAUAGUGUUGAGGGUGACUGUUACCUGUGUCUUCAGCCUGACCUGGGCAUUGAGGCUGCUGCUCUAGGUGCUGGUAAGGCUGCUGCUCAAGGUGCUAGUGCGUCUGCUGCCCCAGGUGCUUGUGAGUCUGCUUUCUCAGGUACCACGUCGGCUCAGGCCUUACACACCUUCACCCUUGACUCGGGUGCUUCCCGCUCCUUCUUUCGAGACCGCACCACGCUUACAUCGCUUAGUCGACCGGUUGCGGUCUCCCGAGCGGACCCCUCUGCGGGUCCUGUCCUUGCUAGCUUCUCCACUGUCUUAACGUGCCCAGCAGCCCCCUCUGGCACCCUGUCAGGUCUCUACCUCCCCUCGUUCUCUACAAACUUUAUAUUUGAGAUGAUCUAUAGGAUAGGGGGGUUGACCAGCUCACUCUUGUGA